AUGAGCCGUUCCGUCGCCGCCGUCGCCCUGCUCGCCGCCCUCGUCGCCGUCUGCCUCGCGGCCGACGACAAGUACUCCGACCGCUUCGACGGCACCGUCAACUUGGACUCCAUCUUGAGCGACGACCAGCAGUUGGCUCAGUACAGAGAUUGCCUGGUGGAUGCCGCCGACGACAAGUGCAAUGAACAGGGCAAGGCACUCAAGCGCAUUCUUGCUGAAGCUCUCCAGAACGAUUGUGCGAAAUGCACUGACAAGCAGAAAUCUGGUGCUGUGAAGGCAAUCAAAUUUUUGAACAAGAACAAGCCUGACAUUUGGCAGCAACUCAGCGGUAAAUUUGAUCCUCAGGGAGCCUUCGCCAAGAAUCACCCUGAUCUCUUUGCUUAAAUGUUGACGUUUGCUCUCGUUUGGAUUAUUUCCGACUCUCUACCAGAAACAUGUUUGGCAUAAUGUAAAAAUAUGAAAUAAAAUAUUUCCUC
This is a messenger RNA of Gryllus bimaculatus (two-spotted cricket), 476 nucleotides long. The record is from the annotation of a GenBank genome assembly. NCBI's taxonomy places the organism in Eukaryota, Metazoa, Arthropoda, Insecta, Orthoptera, Gryllidae.